This is a messenger RNA of Pieris brassicae (large cabbage white), 1720 nucleotides long. RefSeq lists its product as uncharacterized. Gene Ontology annotation, cellular component: nucleus; transcription regulator complex. Gene Ontology annotation, biological process: regulation of transcription by RNA polymerase II. NCBI's taxonomy places the organism in Eukaryota, Metazoa, Arthropoda, Insecta, Lepidoptera, Pieridae. The transcript is spliced from 2 exons. The record is from RefSeq and is a predicted model, not a curated record. Gene Ontology annotation, molecular function: DNA binding. The coding region runs from base 39 to 761 and encodes 240 amino acids.
CCAACGAGAACGACAACGACAGUGCGACACAAUCCGCCAUGUUGCCGACCGCAACCGAGAAGUUUGAUAAGAAAUUAUUACUUCUCGUGAAAGAAAACCCGGUUCUGUAUAAUACGAAUCAUGCCAGAUAUAUGGAUUGCAAUGCGAGGGAAGUUGCAUGGCAAAAAAUUGGGGAUGAAUUGAAGCGGCCCGCUGCUGAUUGCAAAAUUCGAUGGAUAAACAUUAGAGACGUGUAUCGGAGAAUCUUGCGGCAGCUAGCAACUAAUACUGGUCUUCGAAAAAAACAAUAUAAAUAUGAAAACGAGAUAUCAUUUUUGAAACCCUUCUUUAAAGAUAUUACAUCUUUUUAUAAAUACGAGUCAGACCAAGGCAGUGACCCUUUGAAUAAUGAAGAAGAAAGUAAUGACGGUUGUGAUGAACCUAUUCAGCCAAAAGUAGAGAGGAAAGUAAGAAAGAAAAGAAGAAGAGAAGUGCCAUGCCAAGAUAGCGAUGACCAGGAGGAUGAGGCUCCAACUAUUCUUACGGAUACAUCAAUGCCAACUGAACUUGACGCAUCUGAUCCCGUUGAUGCAUUUCUGCUUAGCAUCGGUACAACGCUAAAGACAUUUUCCCCUUAUCAUUUAAAUGUUGCUAAAAGUAAAAUAUUUUCUAUAGUACAAGAACACGAACUUCAACAAAUUGUUCAAAAGGAACGGUCAGGCACAUCUCAUGAUAUUAAAAGGAUAUCUUCUUCAGAUAAUGAUAUCAAUUUUAUGCAAUAGUAAUAACAUAAGUUACAUAUAAACACAUCAAGGCGAAAUACCCGAUAUGCAGAAGAUUACGUGCAUGCCACCAAUAAUGAAAUUUCAAACCGUUUACUCGCAUAUACCUUUGUUAGUGUAAGUGAUAAACUUAACAUUUACAUUAAUUACAUUUAAUCAAUAUUUACCACACACGUAAGAAAAAUAGAAAUAGGCAAUGUAUUAUAUAAUAAGGCAAGAAAGAAACGUUAAAAAAGUCAUAGAUUAAAUUAAUCGACUAAACUAAUGUCUAGAAACGACUAAUUAUUAUUUUAAUGUUUUUAAUAUUUAAAUAUUAAAUUCAUAUGCAUUAAAAAAAAUCUACACUGAUUGCACUUGUCUUGCACUCAUUUAACUAAAGUACUCGUUGGUUGGUGUGUUUACGCUGUGAUGAAAAAGACAUGACUACUUUAGUUAAAACAGUGCAAUAAGACUGAUUUAUGUUUUUGAGUAGGGGAAAAUAUAUUGCACCGUGAAUACACACGUACUAAGCAGUCGUACACAUGAGUACAUUCGAAAUGUUAUAUUUAUAAUUUACAUGGUAGGGGUUAAAGUGUAAUCGUAUCAAUUAACAUCUUAACGACUUCUCCGUUGGUUUAUUUGUUAGGUAUAUUUAGAAUAGUAUGACGUAUUUUAGAAUAAAUAAGUAUUAUAUAUAAUAUAUUAUUAUACAUUUGGCGACUUUUAUUAUAAGACAACGUAAAUCUAUUGAACAUACCUACAUCAUCAUACUAAUUCACAUAACAUAGUUCUGAUAUAAGACAAGCAAAAAAACAUCAGCAAAUUUUUGUGUACAUGAAUUGUAUAGUAGUUUUAAAUGGACUUUAAAAAACCAAAGGAGGUGGUUACAGUAAUAUUAUAUAGUGGUAAUUUUCUCAUUAAGACUUAAGGCCUUGCUAUAAAUGAUCAUACAAAAUGAUUUAGAUAAAAUAGGAUAUCAA